AUGGCAGCUCUUAAGGAAGAGAAUGACCCAAACAUCGACAUUCAGAGCGCGCUGCAAGGUGUACGAGCUGAUGAAAUGGAUGGUGGUGUGGUCGACGUGUUUGGCAACAAUUCCCUUCCCAAAAAGCAUAUCCAUGCUAUUGUGCCAAAAAGGACAGCAUUCAUAUGGGCAGUGAAUGUCGACGAAAGCACCAUCGUAAAUUGGUCGGAUAUAGAAAAUAUCCAUGAAGUAAUUACCACCGACUAUGAUGCAGAAAAAUCGUUCAUGAAAAACGAUUCAGAUCUGCGCAACGAACUGAAAAGUAUGACAACUAAAGAAACUCGUCGCUUUGCUAUCUCGUACGUAUGUUCAAAGUCGACGCUAGGGAUUAGCUAA
Paraglomus brasilianum is the source of this 375-nucleotide messenger RNA. Lineage: Eukaryota; Fungi; Glomeromycota; Glomeromycetes; Paraglomerales; Paraglomeraceae. The record is from the annotation of a GenBank genome assembly.